Messenger RNA from Phascolarctos cinereus (koala), 3517 nucleotides. The record is from RefSeq and is a predicted model, not a curated record. Lineage: Eukaryota; Metazoa; Chordata; Mammalia; Diprotodontia; Phascolarctidae.
CCUCUCUCCAGGCUAGUCUGCAGAGGUCCUGGGCCCGGCCUUCGGCUAGCUGUCCGGUUGCUACGGCAACGCGAGGUAAACCGGCCGCCUGGGCCAGGAGCCCCAGACCCCUCGGGGCCGCCCUCCACCCUCCUCCCCGGCCUGGCCCCUCUCCGGGCUCCGUCGCCCGCUCAGCCGGGGGGGGGGGCUUCCCGGAGGCGGCUUCGUCCCGAGGUCACCAAGGCCCGUCACUCGGUCUGUCCGCUUCGUCCAUGUCGUCGUCGGGUCUGCGUCUCGGAGUCUUAGGAAGAACCGGCUUCUUUGUGGUUGUCCCCCCUUCCCCCUCCCACUCGAGAAGAGUUCUGACAUUGUGUAAUGGGGGUAAAACCUGAUGGAAGUGCUGUUUCAUGAAUAUACUCACUUUCAUAUAAAACAGAUCUAGUGUGCCAAUGGCUGCUUAGUGUUUCCUUAACUUGCAAGAUUGUGCCAAUCAGAAGGUAGUUUAUUUGAAGGAGCUCACUUCUUGCUUUUCCGGCCACUUGUUAUUGCGUCAAACAGUUGAAACACUGUCUCCUCAUCUCCUCUGCAUGUGGCUGAAAAACUUUAAAAUAUGGCUGAUUGUAGCUUUGGCAGAAAAAACCUAAAAUGCCCUGAAUGUUCUGGUAAUUCCCAACCAGACAGGAUUAAUAUGUGUCACUGCAAAAGAAAAGAUGGCUCUGAUUCUAUCAUUUCUGUGGUGGAGACAUCCGAAACUUCAGUCACCAACAGUUUAGAGUUUCCACUUACGACAAACACCAACAGAAAUAAGAACUCGAGUACUGAAAACAAUACCAUAAAAGAAUCUGUCAACUUUGAACAUACUUUGGAAGAGUCACCAAUCCUCUCUCCACCUCUCUCCAUGUUCCCAUCCCAGUGGUCAUCCCCAAGUUUAUCCUCAUCAGUGAUUUCACAAACAUCUUUCCACCCAAAGGAACAAUUCUCUAGCACUGGAGAGGUGAGCAGAUUUCUGCCCUUACGAACCUCAGACACAAUUGAGACAUGUAGAAAACUCUCACAACAGCAAUGGAUGCGUGCCAGCUCUGCAGAAGGAAAAAUUCCUCAUGUGAGGAUGGAAGAUUGUACUGCUAUACAGCAAAUAUAUUCCUUUGGACGAAAACUGGGACAAGGGAGCUUUGGAGUGGUCAUUGAAGUCACACACAAGGAAACAAAUCACAAGUGGGCCAUGAAAAAAGUGAACAAAGAAAAGGCUGGAAGCUCUGCUGUGAAAUUACUUGAACGGGAGGUGAACAUCCUGAAAAGUGUGAACCAUGAGCAUAUCAUUCAUCUACAACAAGUGUUUGAAACACCCAAGCGGAUGUACCUUGUGAUGGAACUCUGUGAGGAUGGAGAACUUAAAGGAAUACUGAACAGUAAAGGGCACUUCUCUGAGAAUGAGACAAGGCAGAUCAUUGGGGACCUAGGGUCAGCUAUUGCAUACCUUCACAAAAAGGAUAUAGUUCAUAGAGACCUAAAGCUGGAAAAUAUUUUGGUUAAAAGCAGAUAUACGAAUGAAAAAAAUGAAACCAACUUUAACAUAAAGGUGACUGAUUUUGGUUUAGCGGUGCAAAAAGAGGGUGGAUGUGAAGCCAUGUUUCAGACGACUUGUGGGACUCCUAUUUAUAUGGCACCUGAAGUGAUCAAUGCCCAUGACUAUAGCCAACAGUGUGACAUCUGGAGCAUAGGUGUCAUUAUGUUCAUGCUAUUAUGUGGGCAACCUCCAUUUUUGGCAAGUUCUGAAGACAAACUUUUUGAAUUAAUAAGAAAAGGGCAUCUACGUUUUGGAAAUAGCAUCUGGGAAACUGUGAGUGACUCUGCUAAAUCCGCCUUGCAACAGCUUCUGAAAGUAGACCCUGCCCACAGAAUAACAGCUAAAGAACUGCUUGAUAAUCGGUGGAUAACAGGCAAUACGCUGACUCCUGUGAGACCCACAAAUGUCCUGGAGCUGAUGAAACAAUGGAAGAACCAGCCAGGAAGCGAUGAAGAAGAUGUGGAGGGCCUAAAAGAUGACCUCACUACCAAAAUACAUGUGUAUACAAGCUUCCAAGCAAAGGAGAACGUCAGUGAUAAGAACGUGGCUGAAAAUACAGACGACCGUGCCAAGACCCCUCUGCCAGAAAAGCAGGAAUCCCAUGAGGAUCAAAUGAAGGUCAGCAAGAAAAAAAAUAACAUGAGUACAUUAACAAAUGGGACAGUGAAGAAGAAAAGUACAAACUUGAGGCCCUCUAGUAAUGUCCCUACUAGUGGAAAAAUGACCAGUCCAAAGAGGAAUAUGGACAAUUCAGAAAAUAGGUUCCCUCAGGCUUCCCCAUCCACCAAACCAGUUACACCUUCACCAAAGGGAGAGUUGGACAAGUCCUCCAUGACCCCAAGCCCAAGAAUGUCACAAAAAAACUACUCCAAAACCCCUGCCACAUCUAAAAUCAAAAAGAAAUCAUAAGCUAGUACAAUAAACUUUUCUCUACCUCACUAGCAAAAAAUGUGAAUAUUUUAUUAUCUGGAAUUAUUAGGCACAUUCAAUAAGUAGAAGGUUGACAGUGUCACAAAGAACUCCCCUCUCCCCCUCAGCCUACAAAGGAUUGGUGCCUGAAGGUUUAGUUAAUUACUGUGGCUUCUGUAAGCGGUCCCACAGCCUCUGUGCUCUCUCAAGGAAUUCGUAGAGAUCCAUGGGCUGGCUCUGUGUACUCCCCUCCCUAAGUCAUUGUUGCAUCUUAGGCCCUAGUAACCCUUAUUAUCUCCCCUCCCCAUAAAAGGCUUGUACACUCUCUUGGCAUCCUACUUCCUCUUACAGAGACAGAGGCUACAGAAAACCAGCUGAUUUCUAUAGGAGUAGGGUCUAAAGCCAUAGCCCAUGACCUCUCUUAAACUUGCAGAAUAUUCUAGCUAUAUGCAGUGAAUUCCACUUCUGAGCUGUUUGUAUGUAGAAGAGUUUAUUAUGCAUGCUCUGAGUCAACCAGACCUGUCCUGGACCAGCCAACCGAUACCACUCUCCCCAUGCCUGCCUUACAAAUGUCUAGUGACAUCUGAGUGAACGAGGGCUUAACUGCUGGCUGGCACCAAGUGCCCCAGAAAUUGAAGGUCUUUGACAAGCUGGAUUUUAGCAUUUAUUAGUGAAAGGGUGUCUCUGAGUUUUCCAAAGAAAUGUCCCUGUCCACCUUCAUUUGUCCUGGAUAUUUUUGCUCUCUCACAGUCUAGACCUGUGACUGGCUCUUUCUGAGUUUGGGCAUAGACUUCUUAAAGGCUCAGCAGUGACCUAAACCAGUAGAGGCUCUGCAUCUACCAGCGAAAGCUCGGCUCUUUCUACCAGGAGUAAGCUCCUUGAGUAGUCUCUGGGCCCUGUGGUUUACAAAAGGAGUAAAUUUUAAUUCCUGUUAGUCACUGAGAAAUUUAGUUGAGAAAGGGCAAAAGCAGGAUAUAAUUCCAUUCUGUAUUUGGUUUAUUGCGUUCUGUACUCUUUGAGUGACAAUAUUUUAUAAUAAAGUCUACUUGAAAAUGUUUUAAA